Molecule: messenger RNA, 2460 nt
Organism: Paramecium sonneborni
Lineage: Eukaryota; Ciliophora; Oligohymenophorea; Peniculida; Parameciidae
Source: the annotation of a GenBank genome assembly
AUGUAAACAUAAGACUUAGUGGAAUAUUUGGAAUAAGAUGUUAAAAACUUCAAUCAACUACUGGCUUUCAUUCCCUAUUAACCCUCAUUUUAUAAUUACAUAACAAAAUAUCAAUUGAAAUCUAUUCAAAUUGAAUUAAAAAGUGAAGAAUUCUUACCAUCAAUCUUCAUUAAUGAUAAAUUGCAACAUAAAAUCAAAUAUCAUCAGCAAUUCAAACAAGCAUAUGGAUUAACUAAUUCCUUUGAAUUUGAUAAUACUAUCUCAAUCGAUAUCAUUUCAUAUGAUAUUGAAGAAACAUACAAAGAGUAAAUAAUUUAUUAAUUACUAUAUAGAAAAUUAGAAAAUGAUAGCUUAUAUCCUAUUUUAUUGAAUUUCGCUGUCACAAAUUCUAAUUGGAACAUUGAAUCUAUUGUUUAAUUUUUCAAUUAAAAAGCAUGUUCAUACAAUACUAUAAAUAUUGAUUUACUCUUUUUGAAUUUAUUUAGAUUUGCAUUAUACUUUUAGAAAUCUAAUCAAAUAACUACAUUAUUACAUUAUCCAUCAAUAAAAUUUAGAUUAUAAGAAAUAAGACAUACAAAUAAAUUUGUUGAAACUCCUUUAACUAAAAUGAUUACUAAAUCUAGAUCAAGUCAAAAAAAAGAAAAAGUAGAAUAUAAAUUUGGAUUUCUCUCUUUAGAUUAAUCAAAUAGAAUCUUUCCUUUAAUGAUUUAAGAUCCUUUAAUAUUUUAAUUACCAUUAAUAGGCACUUGGUUAUACUCUAAUGAUCAAUAUGAUGAACCAUUAAAUAAUAGAUAAUAUAUUUGGACUAUGUUAACUGAGUUUAUUUGUAGUCCAUAUAUAACAAGAAGAAUAUGCAAAGAUCAAUAUGAUUAAUUUCUAUUUAUUUAAUUUCAAAAAAAUCAAUCUCCAUAAUUUUUUGAAGUUAAUAUACAAGAAGAUCCAUAAUAUCAAAUUGUAAGAUCAUAAGAUAAAAUUAUUAAUCUAGAUCAUCAUUAAAUUGAUUUAGCAUCUGCUUAACCAUUUCAUUCUAUUGAAAAAGUAUCAGAUUUAUACAAUCCUAUUAAUCAUACAAAUAAAGUAACAAAUCUUACUUCUAAUAUUAAUAAAUAAAAAAUCACAUCCCCAGAACCUAUUUAAAAUAUUGAAUAAUCAUUUCAAUAAGAAAGUACAGUCAAACAACUACCAUUACCAUAACCUUUAGAUUCAAAUUAAAGUUAUUAAUCUGCCAAUUUCCCAUAAAAUUAACAUCUCACAGAAAGACUUGUUAUUAUGUAAUCUGAAUAACUCAAAUUAAUGCAAACUUAAAUUAUUGAUUUAUAAAGAGCUCUACUUUAAUAAGUAAAUAAUAUCAAAUUUAUAUAGAUGUAAAAACCAUAAUCAAUAUAACAAUAAUAACCCAUGAGUCCUCCAAGAAAUGAAUAAACAUUUCAUCCAUCUCAUAAAAGAGUUGGUUUACCCGUCUAAAAAAUUGAUUUCUUAAGUGAAUAAUUAAAAUUAAAAACUUAAUCUAAAAAAAAAGAAUUAGAAAUUGAAGAAUUAGCUUAAUAAAUAUUAUGUGAUAAAAUUGAAUCAAUGUAAAAUUCAACAAGAAAUUCCAUUAAUAAAAUAAUAUCAUAAAAUAAUUCUAACAAUUCAGAUAAUUCUAAUCAUUUCAAAAUUUCUACCAAUAAGAAAUAAUCUUUAGGAGAUCUUAUUAUAUCUAUGAAAGAUAGUGAUAUUAAAAGAUAAAUUAAAAGAAAUUAAGCAAUGAUUUAAGAUAUCAAUGGAAACACCCAUCAUGAAAAUCAUUAAUAUCAUUCUCAAUCUUUGUCUCCAUUUUCUUUAUAAAAUUAAUAAUCAGAUAAAAAUCAUUUUUUAUAAAUUCAAUCACCAACCUUUAACUAUCAAAAAGAUGUUUCUUAAUUUAAUUACCAUACAAACAAUACCUUUUAAUCAGAAAGUCCUAUCAAAUACGUUAGAAUUGAUUAAUUUACCUAAUAAUUAUAUUAAUAAUAACAACAACAACAAUAAUAAUAUUAAUAAUAAUAAUAAUAAUAAUAAUAAUUGUAAUAAUAAUACUAAUAAUAACAACAACAAUAAUAACAACAACAAUAAUAACAACAACAAUAAUAACAAUAAUAAUAAUAACAAUAAUAAUAAUAACAAUAAUAAUAAUAAUAGAAUUUAUUAUUAUAAUAAUAAUAUAUGUAAUUAUCAUAAUAAUCUUAAUCCUAAAAGAAAUCCUAAUAGUAAUCUUCAAACAACAAAUAAUCUAUUCUAAUAUCCUCUAUAUAAAAAUCAUAUAAUAAGUAUAUUUAAUUUUAUGAUUUUAGAGAAAACAUUAUGUCUAAUAAUUAAUUAGAAUAGAGUGCUGGGUCAAAAGCAAUGCCUAAGAUUAAAUUUAAUUUAAAAGAUUAUGAUGAAUCUGAUUCUGAUGAAGAAGUUAAAAAAUUGCAAAUGAAAUACCUAAAGAAACGAUGA